Anthostomella pinea is the source of this 438-nucleotide messenger RNA. NCBI's taxonomy places the organism in Eukaryota, Fungi, Ascomycota, Sordariomycetes, Xylariales, Xylariaceae. The record is from the annotation of a GenBank genome assembly.
AUGGCCCCGGUGCUGGUAACCUUGAGGCCGAACAGCUCAAGUGUCACAGGAAUCAGCGCUUCGGCAGACAUAGCAGCUUCGGCAGACCUCUACGACACCACCAGCAGAAGUCUGACCAUUCGAGGCGUCCCUACAAGCCCCAUCUGCCUCACUCCAACGUCAACAUGGGCGCCAUCAUCUAUAACAGCAGCAAACGAAACUCGCCCACCCACUCCCAUCGCAACAACCACACCCAAGUCACUCGGUUACGGUGCCAUAGUCGGCAUCGUCCUCGGCGUAGCCGCUGGCAUUUGCAUCGCGGCGUUUGUCUUCUAUCUCUGGCUAGCGCGGUCACACUGGGAGGAGGAGAUAAAUGAAGUCCGGCUCGCGGAGCGUGAGGCCCGGUUCAAACGGCCGAGGAGGCGGAAGGGUGCUAAGCGUUAUGCGGGCAGGCGUUGA